GAUGCUGGCGCACUGCCGUUGGUCCUGAGGGCCUGCGGACUCCAGUUCCCGGCAGCACGCGGUGCCUUCACUGCUGAUAGUGGUCAGUAACGGUAUUUACCCUGCUGGAGGUGCGCGGCUUUGGGGCAGAAUGGCUCAGGUGCCCCCGACGUUCGAUGACGUGGCCGUGUAUUUCUCACGCAGUGAGUGGAACAGCCUGAGCCCCACUCAGAAGGAGCUGUACAAGUGGGUGAUGAGGGAGAACUACGAGUGGCUGCUCUCUCUGGGUUACUCCGCAGACAAGCCGGAUAUCGUGGCCCGGAUCGAGGUGGGAGAGGAGCCGUGGUCCGACGGCGGCCCAGGUGAGAAGCAACGCGGGGUAACGAAUAACCCCUUCCACGCCAGAACCCUAUCAGGCGCAGCGGCCGUCGGAUCGUAUAAUGUCAAGCGCUUCAUAUGGGAAAGGAUUCUCCGCGAGGAGAGCUUUACCCGCGCUCCUGGCACCCAUGUGAUCCGAUGCGAGGAUCCCCCGCCGAGCGCCUUCCACGGGAUCCUUCUUAAAACCACCGAGAGUCCGUCUUCCGGCGAGUCGUAUCCGUGUCAGCAAUGUGACAAGGUGUUCCUGCUGAGACCGGCCCUCCUCCGGCACCUGAGGACUCACACGGCGUGGAAGCAGUACCAGUGCCGCGAGUGCCACGACACGUUCUUCCAGAAAUCCGACCUCAUCAAACACCUGCAGAUCCACAGCGGGAAGCGGCCGCACCUCUGCAGCGAGUGCGACAAAGCCUUCGUCCACCACUCCGAGCUCGUCAAGCACCAGAGGACGCACACGGGCGAGAGACCCUACGCCUGCGCGGAGUGCGCCCGACGCUUCGUCCAGAAGUCUGCGCUCAACAAUCACAUGAGGACGCACACGGGCGAGAAGCCCUUCAAGUGUCAGCAGUGCGACAAGAGCUUCUCGCAGAACUCUGAUCUUGUUAUUCACCUCCGGACCCACACCGGGGAGCGGCCCUACCGGUGCACGGAGUGCGACAAGGCCUUCGUCCGCAGCUCGGACCUCAUGAAGCACGAGAGGACGCACACGGGCGAGAGACCCUACGCCUGCCCCGAGUGCGACCGCCGCUUCGUCCAGAGGUCGGCCCUCAACAAUCACAUGCGGAAGCACACGGGCGAGAAGCCGUACGGCUGCGAUCGCUGCGGCAAGAGGUUCAUCGAGAACUCGUAUCUGGUGAAGCACCUGAGGAUCCACACCGGGGAGAGGCCGUACUCCUGCCGCGUCUGCGGCCUCUGCUUCAGCACGCACUACGCCACGGUGCGGCACGAGCGGACGCGCCAUUAGGACUCCCUCCGGACGUGGCAGCCGUUCCGUCAGGGACAUCGUCCCCGCCGGGCCAUGAGCCGCCAAACAGGAAGCGUUACCGAUAUACAGACCGCGGAAAGCAAUUCUUACUUUAUUACUUGUAUCAGGUAAAAAGAUUAAAAAUGCUGUGCAGCCGUUUG
Molecule: messenger RNA, 1479 nt
Organism: Spea bombifrons (plains spadefoot toad)
Lineage: Eukaryota; Metazoa; Chordata; Amphibia; Anura; Pelobatidae
Product: zinc finger protein 239-like
Exons: 4
Coding region: 131-1318 (395 amino acids)
Biological process (GO): regulation of transcription by RNA polymerase II
Cellular component (GO): PcG protein complex; transcription regulator complex
Molecular function (GO): DNA-binding transcription factor activity, RNA polymerase II-specific; RNA polymerase II cis-regulatory region sequence-specific DNA binding
Source: RefSeq, a predicted model, not a curated record